UCCCUUCCCUUAGCUUCGCUUCCCGGCCCUUAUCACUUGUAUACCUAUCGGCGCUUCAGAGUGGUGGAUCUCGGAUCGAUCGAAAGACUGAUGGAAGCUGCCGGCGUCUCCUCCUCCGUUCGUGGGAAGCUCUCGGAGCGCUUCUCCCUCAUCUUUCCCGAUCUCUCUGACCGUGCGAAUAGAUUAUCAUGGGGUUUGAAGUUGUCCAUGGUGCUUCUUCAUGUGAUUUUCGUGGGCGUGGUUUUCCUCUUCGAUGUCUCAUUGAUACGCAGAACCAGAGAGGAGCCAUGGUAUACUGCAGCAUACUUGGUGGUUUUUGCAGCAUCAUUAUUUCAAUAUUUCUAUACUUCUUCUUCUUCACCAGGUUAUGUUGUUGACGCAAUGAAGGCAGCAAAUGGAAUGCCAACCACUUUUAACAACCCGUCUUCAAUUUUGAAGCAGUCCAACUCAAGAGAUGGGAAUAUAAUUCACUCCAUGACCAACUAUCAUCUUGAAGCACAAACUACCCACUUGACUUCAUCAUCAUGGUCGCAGCUUGUUAUGGACCUGUAUCCUCCUGGAUCCGCCAUCAGAAAUUGGACAUGCACUUACUGCAAUAUUGUUCAGCCUCCACGUGCAAAGCACUGCCAUGAUUGUGACAAAUGCAUCCUUCAAUUUGAUCAUCACUGUGUGUGGUUAGGAACUUGUGUUGGACAAGGAAAUCAUUGUCGAUUUUGGUGGUACAUUUUUCUAGAAACAAUCCUUUGCUAUUGGACAGUUGUAUUAUACAUCUCCUAUUUGCGCUCAGAAAUUGAGAAGGCUUGGUGGAAGGAUUUCAUUGUUAUAGUGCUCUUAGCUACUUUGGUGUUUUGUCUCAUCUUUCUCAAUCUGCUGCUCCUCUUUCACAGCUAUUUAGCUUUGACAAAUCAGACUACCUACGAGACGGUGAGAAGGCGACGCAUUUUGUACUUGAGGGGAAUUCCAGAAAAGGUUCAUCCCUUUAGCAAGGGCAUCUGCAAAAACUUGUACACCUUCUGUUGCUCUGGUCACAACAUACGAGAUUUAGAAGCUAUGCCAACUAUGGAGGAUUUCCAAGCAAGAGCAAGACCUUACACUUGCUUGGAUGUCAUCGUGUGCCGGUGUUGUUGAUCAAUCUUGUCUUAGCAUUCUUUUUUGGUCUUCAGUUUAAGAGGACUUUUGAUAAGCAUGUAAUCCAUACAAUUAGGUCGAAUGUGGUCAUUCAUUUUCUUUGUGGCAAGUCAUAUUACAUUGUCGCUGAAGAAUUUAUAACUUUAAUCAAUAUGAAUCUGGAUUUCAAAAUGCCA
Messenger RNA from Zingiber officinale, 1304 nucleotides. RefSeq names its product protein S-acyltransferase 10-like. The coding region runs from base 91 to 1128 and encodes 345 amino acids. Gene Ontology annotation, molecular function: protein-cysteine S-palmitoyltransferase activity. The record is from RefSeq and is a predicted model, not a curated record. Gene Ontology annotation, biological process: peptidyl-L-cysteine S-palmitoylation; protein targeting to membrane. NCBI's taxonomy places the organism in Eukaryota, Viridiplantae, Streptophyta, Magnoliopsida, Zingiberales, Zingiberaceae. Gene Ontology annotation, cellular component: endoplasmic reticulum; Golgi apparatus. The transcript has 11 exons.